Molecule: messenger RNA, 2172 nt
Organism: Nerophis lumbriciformis (worm pipefish)
Lineage: Eukaryota; Metazoa; Chordata; Actinopteri; Syngnathiformes; Syngnathidae
Source: RefSeq, a predicted model, not a curated record
AUGCAGAGCACCGCCAACUACCUGUGGCUCAUCUCCGACCUCCUGGGUCAGGGCGCCACGGCCAACGUGUACCGCGGCCGGCACAAGAAAACGGGCGACCUGUACGCCGUCAAGGUGUUCAACAACCUCAGCUUCCUGCGGCCGCUGGACGUGCAGAUGAGAGAGUUCGAAGUCCUCAAGAAGCUCAACCACAAAAACAUCGUCAAGCUCUUCGCCGUGGAGGAGGAGUCCAACGCGCGCCACAAGGUUCUGGUGAUGGAGUACUGCUCCUGCGGAAGCCUUUACACCGUUUUGGAGGAGUCGUCCAACGCCUACGGGCUCCCCGAGGACGAGUUCCUCAUCGUCCUCCACGACGUGGUGGCGGGGAUGAAUCACCUGAGGGAGUACGGCAUCGUGCACCGCGACAUCAAACCGGGAAACAUCAUGCGCGUCAUCGGCGACGACGGACGCUCCGUCUACAAGUUGACGGACUUCGGAGCCGCCCGGCAACUGGAGGACGACGAGCAGUUCGUCUCGCUCUACGGGACCGAGGAGUACCUGCAUCCCGACAUGUACGAGCGCGCCGUGCUGCGGAAGGAGCACCAGAAGAAGUACGGCGCCACCGUCGACCUGUGGAGCAUCGGCGUCACCUUCUACCACGCCGCCACCGGCAGCCUCCCGUUCAGACCCUUCGAGGGCCCGCGCAGGAACCAAGAAGUCAUGUACAAGAUCAUUACGGAGAAGCCGUCCGGCACCAUCUCGGGCCACCAGAAGUGCGAGAACGGCAAGAUCGAGUGGAGCACCGAGAUGCCCGUCUCCUGCAGUCUGUCCAAGGGUCUUCAGAGUCUGCUGACUCCGGUGCUGGCCAACAUCCUGGAAGCGGACCAAGAAAAGUGCUGGGGCUUUGAUCAGUUUUUCGCCGAGACCAACGACAUCCUGCACCGGGCGGUGGUCUAUGUCUUUAGCCUGCAGCAGGCCACCUUGCACCACGUCUACAUCCACGAGUACAACACGGCGGCGCUUUUCCAGGAGCUGCUGGCCCGCCGGACCAGCAUCCCCCUGCACAACCAGGAGCUCGUCUACGAGGGGCGGCGCCUGGCGUUGGAUCCCGGCAGGCAGGCCAAGAACUUCCCCAAGACCACCAGGGACAAUCCCAUCAUGCUGGUCAGCAGAGACUCGGUGGCCACCGUGGGACUCAUCUUCGAGGACCCGAGCCCCCCCAAAGUGCAGCCCCGCUACGAUCUGGACCUGGACGCCAGCUACGCCAAGACCUUCGCCGGCGACAUCGGGCACUUGUGGAAAACGUCCCAGUCGCUGCUCGUUUACCAAGAGCUGGUCCGCAAAGGAGUCCGGGGUCUCGUGGAGCUGAUGAGGGAGGACUACAACGAGAUGGUCCGCAAGCAGUCGGAGGUUUUCCACCUGUGCAAGCUGGCCACGCAGACGUUGGAAAAGAACAAGCAACUGUUGGAGGUCCUGACGCAAGCCAACGCGCUGACGUCCGAGUACGACGAGAUCGCCGACAUGCACAAGAAAGCGGUUCGGAUCGGCGCCUCGCUGGAGCCCGUCGAUCGAAGCGUGCAGGAGCUCAAGUCCAAGCUGGCGCCGGGCGGUCCGCUGAGCGACGCCUGGACCCAACAAGUGGGCACGCACCCCCAAGACAGGAAUGUGGAAAAGAUCAAAGUUCUGCUGGACGCCAUCACGGCCAUCUACCAACAGUUCAAGAAAGACAAAGCCGAGAGACGUCUCCCGUACAACGAGGAGCAGAUCCACAAGUUUGACAAACAGAAGCUGGUCCUCCACGCCGGCAAAGCUCGCUCCUUGUUCACGGAGGAGUGCGCCAUGAAGUACCGCCUCUUCAUCUCCAAAAGCGAGGAGGCCAUGAGGAAGAUUCACCACGUGAGGAAGCAGCUGCUGACCUCCGGCGCUCAGCUCAACGGCAUCGAGAAGGAAGUCCGCGUCCUGCUGGAGAGAGCCGCCAAGCUACAGGAACAGGUUCCCGGCAAAGUUCUUCCGGUUCUGCUGAGCGGUCUGAAGCCUCAAGCGUACUUGAGCCAGAACACGCUGGUGGAGAUGACGCUCGGCAUGAAGAAGCUGAAGGAGGAGAUGGAGGGCAUGGCAAAGGAACUGGCCGAGAACAACCACUUCCUGGAAAGGUUCGGGACGCUGACGCUGGACGGCGGUUUGCGCGGUUAA